Messenger RNA from Pseudonaja textilis, 1673 nucleotides. NCBI's taxonomy places the organism in Eukaryota, Metazoa, Chordata, Lepidosauria, Squamata, Elapidae. The record is from RefSeq and is a predicted model, not a curated record.
GGCUGGCUGCUGUGAGGCGGCCGAGUGAGCAGGCGCUGCGCGGCUUUCCCGCCUACCUGGUGAUGCCUGAGGCGGCAGCGGUAGAGGCGGCAGAGGCGGCGGCGGGCUCCUUGCCGUUCCCUUCCUCCUGGUCGGGGCCGCGGGGCGGACGGCGGGUAGAGCAUCCGGGGCGCUGAGGGCGGCGGCGGCAGCGGCGGAGGCGGCCGCCCUCGAGCGCUCCUCAGCCGGCGGGGGCGGGAUGAGGUAAUGGGGGGGGCGGCACGUGAGGGGGCCGCUUCCUCCUCCUCCUCCUCCUCCCGCCUGACGGUGCCAUGAGCGCGCACGGGGGCUGCCCGGGGGUCGCCCGCCUUUCCCCAAGCCCCGCCGGGGUCCGAAGCCAGCCGUAACCGGGGGCAGGGGGAAAGCGGGGGGGGGGGGCGGCUCCCCUGGGCCGGGGGAGACGAAGGGAGAUGCCCCGCCGGCCUGCCGUGUCAACGCGGGGGGUUUUGCGCUUUUAACCGCUCCUUUGGCCUCGGGGAGGGGGGGGUCACUUUUAGAAACCCCUCCCCCCUCUCUUCCUCCUCCCCAAGGGGCAGUGGUUUUUUUUUCUUUUUGGGGGGGGGGGAAACUCCCUCCGCCCGCGGAAGGCCGGCCCGAAGAGAGACCGGGGGGCGUGUGUGCUCGGCCGGCUACUCCACCCCGACCCCUCCCUCGCCCCCUUUUUUGGGGAGGGGGGUGGCUUGGUUCGGCUUCGUUUUGGAGGAGUGGUUUUUUUUUCCCCUCCCCCCCUCCGCCCACCCUCGCCCCAUUUAUAAAUCCGCCUCUCGGCUUCCUAAAAGCAAAGCUUAAUUAAAAAGUGCCCACCAAAGCUGCCUCUGGGAGGGAAAUAGCCAGGUGAAAGAGAGAGAGAGAGAGAGAGAAAAGCGCACUCAGUUUCCAUGGACAACCCGUCCAUUAUCACCCAGGUGACUAACCCCAAAGAAGAAGAAAUCCUGUCUUGCUCUCAGGAUAAAGUGUCCCAAUGUAAUCUCAGUUUGAAAAAGCAGAGAAGCAGAAGCAUCUUUAGCACUUUAUUCUGCUGCUUUCGCGACUACAAUGUUGAGUCUCCAUCACCUAAUGGCACCAGUGUCCUUCCUCCCUUGGUGGAAGAAAAUGGCGGGCUUCAAAAGGGUGACCAGAUGCAGGUCAUUCCCAUUCCAAGUCCAUCAGCUAAAUACCUCUUGCCAGAAAUGACAAUAUCUGAUUAUGGGAAGAAAUGUGUGGUCAUUGAUCUUGAUGAAACAUUAGUGCAUAGUUCCUUUAAGCCAAUUAGCAAUGCUGAUUUCAUCGUUCCUGUUGAAAUUGACGGAACUAUACAUCAGGUUUAUGUGUUAAAGCGGCCACACGUGGACAAAUUUCUUCAGAGAAUGGGAGACCUUUUUGAAUGUGUUCUAUUCACAGCCAGCCUAGCAAAAUAUGCAGACCCAGUGGCAGAUUUGUUGGACCGUUGGGGUGUGUUUACGGCUCGACUCUUCCGGGAAUCCUGUGUUUUCCACAGAGGAAAUUACGUGAAAGAUCUUAGCCGGCUUGGACGAGAAUUGAGCAAAGUCGUCAUCGUAGAUAAUUCCCCUGCGUCUUACAUCUUCCAUCCUGAAAAUGCUGUAAGUAAUUUUGAUCUUAAUUUUGCUGUUGAUCAGUCAUUAAGUUGUGUCUGA